CCCAUUCUUUCACUUUCAGAGACCUUCACAUUCACUCUCACAUGCUCACCCAGCUCCUCUCAUUUUUUCAAAUAAACAAAACCCCUCAAAAUAUAUAUGGGGACGGGGAACACAAGCAACAACAGCAACAUCUUCAUUAUCUGAAACUUCACUGACAUUCCGCAGAUCUUAGCAGACUUGGCUUCUUUACGUUGUUUAGGAAUCUGAACCCGGAACCCAAUCGCUGUUCCCACAUUCAUUACUGGCUUCAAAUCUGAUCCCUUUGUUGGUUUCGGACUCCAGUCAAAGGUAAACAAUCCGUGUUCUGUAUUGUGCUAGCAGAGUUUGAAAUUCACACAUUGACAUGGAGAAAAGAAAAUGGUUAUGGAAGAGAAAAUCUUCUGAGAAAAGCCCAGGGGAAACUGAAAGUUCGGGAUCAUUGUCUUCGCCUUCUGAGAGAUACUCCGAUGAUCAGGAAGCACUAAAGGCAUCACCAAAUCACAACCCUCAAUCACCAGAAGUCACGUCAAAGGCUGUUGUCACUAGUGACGAAAUUAAUGACAGUGUUAAGAGCUUGACUGAGAAGUUAUCAGCUGCUCUAGUAAAUGUUAGUGCCAAAGAAGACCUUGUUAAGCAGCACGCUAAAGUUGCUGAAGAAGCUGUUGCAGGUUGGGAAAAGGCAGAAAAUGAAGUGGCAGCUCUGAAGAAACAACUAGACACAGCACUUCAGCAGAACUUGGCACUGGAAGAUCGGGUGAGCCAUCUUGAUGGAGCUCUCAAAGAAUGUGUAAGGCAACUGAGACAAGCAAGAGAUGAGCAAGAGAAAAAGAUUCAAGAAGCUGUUGCAGAUAAAACCCGUGAUUUUGAAUUCACAAAAGUUGAGCUUGAAAGCCAGCUUCUUCAUUUCCAGACUCAAGCAGAAUCUGCCCAAGCUGAAUCUCGGAAUUCCAAUCUUCACAUCAAGAUUGAAUCAUUGGAGAAGGAGAAUUCGGCUCUCAAGCUUGAGCUCCUUUUGCGCUUUGAGGAGUUGGAAAUCAGGACUAUUGAGAGAGACUUGAGUGCCCAAGCAGCGGAAACCGCUAGCAAACAGCAUUUAGAGAGCAUUAAGAAAGUGGCCAAGCUAGAGGCUGAAUGCAGAAGGCUUCAAGCCAGGGCUCGAAAAUCCUCUCCAGCUAACAGUCAGAAACCUCCUGUUGCUCCCUCAGUUUACACAGAAUCACUCACAGACAGUCAAUCAGACAGUGGGGAGCAACUAAAUGUGCUAGAGGUUGAUUCUCGAAAGAUGAGUAGAUCGGUACAGAAUUCAUGUGAACCAAGCUGCUCAAGCUCAUGGGCAUCCGCUCUACUUACUGAGCUGGGUCAAUUUGAUAAUGGAAAAUCCCUUAGAAGAAGUAUUACCGGUGGUUCUCUUCUUGAGAUUGACAUCAUGGACGAUUUUCUGGAAAUGGAGCGACUUGCUGCCCUGCCUGAGACAGAGACUAACAGUCAUCCUCCAGAAUCAGAUGCCAACGCCAAUCAAUCUAUGAAUGGAGAAAACCCACUUAGGGCUGAACUAGAAGCAAUGGCUCAUCUGGUGGAGGAAUUGGAAGAGAAGUUAAAGAAAGUUGAAGCAGAGAAAGCUGAAUUGGAGAAAGCCAUAGUUGCAAGGCAGGACUCAUAUGAGGCAUCUCAAGUUCAGCUGAACGAGGCUGAGAUGAGGUUGGAGGAGCUGCAGAAGGAACUAAAUGUAGUAAAGGAAUCGAAGGAACUACUCGAGUUUCAACUUAUUGGUACGGAAGCAGAGGCACGAACUACGGCUGCAAUGGUCGAUUCACUAAAAGAAGAGGUUGAGAAGGAGCAGGGUUUGUCAGCAGACUUGAGAAACAAGUAUCAAGAAUUGCAGGACGAGGUAACAAGAAAAUCUCAAGAGGUCGAACUUCAGCAAAGUGCCAGUUCAGACAGCAAACCAAAAAUAAAGCAGGAGGACCUAGAGGUAGCUGCUGGAAAACUUGCAGAGUGCCAAAAAACGAUAGCCUCUCUGGGGAGGCAGCUUCAAUCUCUUGCAACGCUGGAAGAUUUCCUGAUCGACACUGCAAGCCUGCCGGGUUUCUCUGGAGGAGGAUCACUGGCUCCGGUGGCUGGCGAGGAAGUAGGGAAGUUGCGUUCCAAUGAAACAUUUAUGUCUAAAUGCAACAACUCUUCUCCUCCAAAGGCGCCUGAGAAUGUGGGUCCUUCAGUGAAUGGGAAAGACGGGGAAUCAUCAGCUUCUUCUUCGUCAAGUUCAUCCUCCGUGUCACAAAACCAUGGCAGCUCUUCUAGGAGACGAAAUGGAUUUGAAAGGCUGUUCUCGCACAGUAAGAAGAGUGGAGUUCACUAAGCAAGCAUAGAAGACAAAAGAGUUUUUCUUCUUUCUUUUUGUCUUAUGUCGGGUGGGGGGGCAUGGAAAAGUUUUCAUUUGUAAACGACUGGAUUCCAUGUUUGAUCAUCAUUUCAUUUGAGUGAACUGCUGAUUAAAUGCUGUUUAAUCGGCAGUUAUAUA
Molecule: messenger RNA, 2497 nt
Organism: Diospyros lotus (date-plum)
Lineage: Eukaryota; Viridiplantae; Streptophyta; Magnoliopsida; Ericales; Ebenaceae
Product: filament-like plant protein
Exons: 5
Coding region: 344-2335 (663 amino acids)
Source: RefSeq, a predicted model, not a curated record